Molecule: messenger RNA, 3572 nt
Organism: Terrapene triunguis (Three-toed box turtle)
Lineage: Eukaryota; Metazoa; Chordata; Testudines; Emydidae
Gene: ZC3H7B
Product: zinc finger CCCH-type containing 7B
Exons: 24
Coding region: 203-3319 (1038 amino acids)
Biological process (GO): miRNA processing
Molecular function (GO): metal ion binding; miRNA binding; protein binding
Source: RefSeq, a predicted model, not a curated record
UGGAGGGAGCUGCAGGGGCAGCAGAUCCGGAAGCAGAAUGCUUCCUUCUGUAAUUAAAUAGCAUUUACUAUUAUUAUUACUAAUUGUAAUAAUACUCUAAUAAUAUCUCUAGUAAUAUAAUACCAUUUAUCAAGGAAAGUUAUACAUAGUGUGAGUGGGGGAAAACCCAAGCAGAGUUUUCCCUCUUGUGGGUAUAAGCCCCAUGAAACAGCAAAGAAAUGCUUGUGAAAUAGCUUUUCAGAUGUACAUUUCUCAGGGGCUGGAAAGUUCAUCAAAUAAGAAAAACGCUAUAAUGGAGAGACAGAAAAGGAAAGAGGAAAUAGAGAAGGGACUUCAAUUCAUUCAGUCCACGUUACCCCUAAGCCAAGAAGAUUAUGAGGCCUUUUUACAGAAGCUGGUGCGGAACCUUUUUGCAGAGGGGAAUGACCUGUUCCGGGAGAAGGACUUCAAGCUGGCACUGGUGCAGUACGUAGAAGGGCUGAACGUGGCGGACUAUGCGGCCUCGGACGAGGUGACCAUCCCAGUGGAGCUCCUAUGUAAGCUGCACGUCAACCGGGCUGCUUGCUACUUUGCCAUGGGCUUGUACGAGAAGGCAUUGGAAGACAGUGAGAAGGCUUUGAUGCUUGACAAGGAGAACAUCCGUGCCCUCUUCCGCAAAGCCCGCUCCUUAAAUGAGCUGGGGAGGCACAAGGAGGCGUAUGAAUGUAAUAGCCGCUGCCUGCUGUCCCUCCCACAUGAUGAGAGCGUUACGCAGCUUGGUCAGGAGCUCGCACAGAAGCUGGGUUUAAGGGUUCGGAAAGCAUAUAAGAGGCCUCAGGAAUUGGAAACUUUCUCUCUACUCAGUAAUGGCACAUCAGCCAGCUUAGCAAAUCAGAUGACUUCCAAUGGGUUGGGCUCCAUAGAUGAUAUUGAAACAGACUUCUCCAUGGACCUGCAGUGCAUCCCUGCUCCCCUCGCCACCUCCAUCCCUGUGAGCGAGGGUGCAGCCCUUUCAGCUUCUGACAUGGAUGCAAAGGGCCUGCCCACCUCUCUGCCUGCCGCCACACUGCUCCAUUCUCCGGAUUGCGUAUCCCUGCCCGUGCCCGAGAGUGUGGAGGACUUCACAGAUGGGGAGGUUAUUGGGGAAGAACUGGACUCUCUUCUGGAUUCCCUGGCUGACGGGUCACAGUACCCUCUAUCUCUGGUCCAGGGAACCAUUCCCACCAACUUGCCUACUGAGAUGCCCCAGCUGAUCCCCGUGUUUCCGGGUGGAACCCCUCUGCUGCCCCCUGUGGUGACAGCCAACAUCCCGAUUAACCAACAUCCACUGCCACCUGCCUCCUUCGGCCUGGUGAUGGAUCCCACCAAGCAGCUCUCCUCUUCUGUCCUGGAUGCCUUUGAGCCCACUGGGGGCAGUGGUGGCUCCCCCUUGGAUUCUCUGGAUUCACUGGACCUGCUCCCGUACACAGAGCCACGGCUCGAUGCCCUAGACGCCUUUGGAACUAGCAGGGGCUCACUGGAUGCCCUGGAUUCCUUUGCUGUAGAAGAAGCUGGUCCUCAGGAACUGCGACACACUGCUGGCAGCCAGAAACCAUCUCCUGCGGUCAGCCUCAGUGGGGUGAGUCACCCUACCAUCCCCAAGGGGGCGGAGCUCCUGCAGUCUCAGCCAGAGGCGGUGAUGCCCAACACUGCCCUGCUCGUGAAGAACCCCCUGGCGUCCACUCAUGUCUUCAAGCAAGCCUGCCACCUCUGCUACCCCAAAACAGGCCCCAAGGCUGGUGACUACACUUACCGGGAAGGCCUGGAGCACAAGUGCAAGCGGGACAUAUUGCUGGGGAGACUGCGAAACUCUGAAGACAAGACUUGGAAGAGGAUCCGGCCCCGACCCACCAAAACCAACUUUGUGGGAUCCUAUUACCUGUGCAAAGAUAUGAUUAACAAGCAGGACUGUAAGUACGGGGAUAACUGCACCUUCGCGUACCACCAGGAGGAGAUCGACGUGUGGACGGAGGAAAGGAAGGGAACACUCAAUCGUGACCUCCUCUUUGACCCGCUGGGAGGGAUCAAGCGGGGCAACUUGACCAUUGCCAAGCUCCUGAAGGAACACCAGGGCAUCUUCACCUUCCUCUGCGAGAUCUGCUUUGACAGCAAACCCCGGAUAAUCAGCAAAGGGACCAAGGACUCUCCAGCUGUCUGCUCCAACCUUGCUGCCAAACACAGCUUCUACGACAACAAGUGUUUGGUUCAUAUUGUGCGUUCCACCUCCCUGAAAUACUCUAAGAUCCGCCAGUUCCAGGAGCACUUCCAGUUUGACGUGUGCCGGCAUGAGGUGCGCUACGGCUGCUUGCGUGAGGACAGCUGCCACUUCGCUCACAGCUUCAUCGAGCUCAAGGUCUGGCUGCUGCAGCAAUACUCGGGGAUGACCCAUGAAGAUAUUGUCCAGGAGUCUAAAAAGUACUGGCAGCUGAUGGAGCAUGCCAGCAAAGCCACCAGCAGCACGGCUGCUCCCCGGGCUCCGACAUCAAGCAGCUUUGACCUCCAGAUGAAAUUUGUGUGUGGCCAAUGCUGGAGGAACGGGCAGGUGGUGGAGCCAGACAAGGACCUCAAGUACUGUAGUGCCAAAGCCCGCCACUGCUGGACAAAGGAGCGUCGCGUCCUGCUGGUGAUGUCCAAAGCAAAGAGGAAGUGGGUGUCCGUCCGACCGCUGCCUUCCAUCCGCAACUUCCCACAGCAAUAUGAUCUGUGUAUCCAUGCACAAAAUGGCAGGAAGUGCCAGUAUGUUGGGAACUGCUCCUUUGCCCACAGCCCUGAGGAGAGAGACAUGUGGACCUUCAUGAAAGAAAAUAAAAUAUUGGAUAUGCAGCAGACCUAUGACAUGUGGCUAAAGAAACACAACCCUGGGAAGCCAGGAGAGGGGACACCACUCACGUCGCGUGAAGGAGAGAAGCAGAUCCAGAUGCCCACCGACUACGCCGACAUCAUGAUGGGAUACCACUGCUGGCUGUGUGGGAAGAACAGUAACAGCAAGAAGCAAUGGCAGCAACACAUCCAGUCAGAGAAGCAUAAGGAGAAGGUUUUCACCUCUGACAACGACUCUAGCUGCUGGACCUACCGCUUCCCCAUGGGCGAAUUCCGGCUCUGUGACAGGUUCCAGAAGACCAAGGCCUGCCCUGAGGGGGAGAAAUGUUGCUAUGCUCAUGGCCAGGACGAGCUGACCGAGUGGCUGGACCGGCGGGAGGUGCUGAAGCAGAAACUGGCCAAAGCUCGCAAGGACAUGCUGCUGUGCCCCAAGGAUGAUGACUUCGGCAAAUACAACUUCCUAUUGCGGGACGGCGUAUAGUGGGGUGGGGGGACCUGUUGACUGGAGAAACAGAAGCAAGUUUUCAAAGGGUGAGGCUGUGGCAGGGCAACUGAGAGACAUGUAUCACAAAGAGAACUUUUUUUUUUUCCUUUUUGUUUCAAGAUUACCAAUAUGAUUUUCUGGUGGUGAAUGAAAUUGUGAAAAUUGUGACCCGAUUCCUCUGUGGCCAGUGAAUGCCGAGCUCAUAAAGUUUCUUUUCUAUCUUCUUUUCUUUCCUUAUUCUCUGCCCACC